CCCUGCCGUGCUUCGCUCCGCCUCGGCAGCCUGCAGGCGCCGAGGGGCGCCGGCUGUGGGGUUACUGCCAUUUCCAUUAACCUUUUGGCAUUAAUUCCGCGAUCGACAUCUUCCUUGCAGGAAGCAAGGCUUUUGGGCCUGUAACACUCAGUUAAGGUUGGAAAGAUGGGAAAUGCAGAAAGCAGCGCCUAUCAGAACCACCUUUCCAGAUUUCUUCCUGAGGAGCAGUCUGACAUUGAUGGAGUAUUUGAUACCAUAUCGGGAUCAAGUGGCUCAUCAGCUGCAAAAAAUGGAAAAGCUACAAAGAAAACUGUGACUCUGGGAGCACUACAGGCAUAUAUGCGGGAACCAUUACCAGAGCAAAUGACUGUUCGGUUGUACAAUGGAAUGAAAAGUAUUGACCUGACUGGGAAAUCGUCUGAGCUGAGAGAACAGAUUGCUAAGGAGCAGUUUGUAAUUUUUAUGUCAAACCUCUUGAAAGGGAAUGCAGAUGAGAAGAUUACCAUAAUAAUGAGAAUGAUCUCCACGACAGAAGGUCCUGUGAAGGGCAAGCAAAUCCAAGAGUUCACAGAGGAUCUGAUCAUGUCUGUAGUCCAUGUACUGAACUACAGGAAGGAACUGAAAGGUUGGAAUUUGGAGAAUACGAGGGAUUCUGCAGGUGGAGUAAAGGCUCUGGCUUCUCAGCUGCUGUCGGAAUUAAAGCUUGCAGAUGGGGCAAAACCUGUGGGCCCUCAGCUAAUGGAGAUGAAUUUUGAUCAAAGUGUCAUUGAGGAUUGGGUGUACCGAGUUCCACACAUCUCAACUUUUCUCAGUGUUGUUAUCAGGCAAGGCCUCCAUGUUCUGCACUCUCUCCCAGACCAAGCCAAAGAAAUGGUCAACUUGGUUCCAGGCUGCAAAGGCAUCAAAGGAAGAGGACUUGUCAGUCUCUUUGACAUCCCAUCCAUCAUAUACAUCAACUCCCAUUUGCCAGCAGAGCUACAGCACAAGUGGCGGCUUUUGUUCUCUUCUAGGCUUCACGGAGAAAGCUUUUCACAGUUAUGUGGGCAUAUAGUGAACAAAGGUCCCUGCAUAGUGAUCUUAAGGGACUUGGAUGGCUAUAUCUUUGGUGGGUUUGCAUCUCACUCCUGGGAAGUGAAACCACAGUUUCAAGGUGACAAUAGAUGCUUUCUGUUCUCUGUUUUCCCCUCCCUUGCUGUAUAUACGUACACGGGAUAUAAUGACCACUACAUGUAUUUGAACCAUAGCCAACAAACAAUGCCAAAUGGACUAGGUAUGGGUGGACAACACGAUUACUUCGGCCUCUGGAUAGACAGUGACUACGGGAAGGGACACAGUAAAGCCAAACCUCGAUGUACCACCUACAAUAGCCCUCAGCUAUCAGCUAAAGAGAAUUUUACACUGGAUGCCCUGGAAGUUUGGGCAGUGGGAGACUUGCCUGAAAGUACAGAGACAAAAGGUAAGAAGACUAUCUUGGAUGUGGAUCCUGAGGCCCAGGCCUUACUAGAAAUGAUUGGAAAAAGUCGGCAGAGUGAAGGUUUACGAGAACCCAUUGAAGAUGACGAAGAUAACUAAAAGAUUCACAGUAACAUGAAGUCCCCUUUUUUUUUUUGCUCCUUUCAUGUUCUUUGGACAGGAUGUUCUUCCUCUUUCUUUUUUUUCCUUACAUUUACCUAAUUAUCUGGGACUAAGCAUAAGUCUUGUACUUAUGUAACAUUUAGGUCCAGUACAAUAUCCUGCCUGAAGGGUUUAGCCUGAGGAAGACAGAAAAAUUAGCUAGGUAUUUAAAAGACAUCUAAUGAUUACGUUCUAGCUGAAUGUGAACUUACUAGCAUUUCUGAUAGAUCCUGCCUGCGUAUAGAGUUUAAAAACAAAAGAAUAACUUAAUGGCAGUACUGCUUAUUGAUUUGGAGAAUUAAUGUGUAUUUACAUAAAGUCUAGCUGAUUCUUUGAUUAAGGUUCUUACACCUUGACUACAUGUAUUUAUUUGCAUGCAAUGAAAUGAGUUGGUGAAGCUUGCAAAUUGUAAUUGUAUCUUCCGUUGGUAAACAUAGAAUAGUCCUCAUGAUUCCGUAUGAAGAAUGCUAUUAAUUUGCAUUGCUGCAGUUAAAGCAGUGAAUCUCAGUUUUUUCUAAGUCAGAUUUUAAGCAAGUGACUCUAUGGGCUGUAAGGUGCAGGAUGCUAAGUAUACGGUGUUGAGUUUUAUAGUAAUACACUACAGUUUAGUGAAGCUCGCUUAAUAUGUUUCUGGAGAAAUUUGCCUAUUGUGUUUUAAACUUAGGAGAACAAAGCCAUUGGAGUCAUUGAGACACACUUAUUCUAAGAGUGGGCCAACCCUGUGCUCCCAGAACAAACAUACCUCAAGGGGAGGUGCCUUCUUAGUAGAUUUGCUUGAGACCGGAGAAAAAGAUGAGGCUGUAGAAAGGAUUAAGGAAGAAGCAUCCACAGGUAAUUGCAGAUAGGUUGUAAAUAAAUAAUUUUUUAAAAAUCAGGCCUAUGCCUUUAACUUCUCCGAAGACGACUGCAUAUUUUAUUUCCACAUAAUUGUCAUUGUAUUAUGAAAAAAAGUACAAAACAUAACUAGCAGGUUGUUGUUUUUUUUUUUUUCUGUUUUGUUGGCUGUUCACCAGCCAAGACCAGUUUUGUGAACUCUCCACUCAGGGCUUUUUCUACUUAAAUCUACUCUCAUGUUUUUUAGUUUGACCUUGCUAAUUCUCUGUGUAAUUAACUUGUCAAAAAUAACCCUCAUUUCUAUCAGGGACUGUCAUUUCUAGCUCAGCAAAUUGUGUUUGGUUAUGUGUGACAGUCAGCCUUUCUCUUCCUAAGUAAAAGGACUGCGUCCAUUCAUCUUUGUAUGAGCAUGAGUUUGUCAUAGAAAAAGUUUGAUUUCCAUGCAUCAUAGAGUAAAACAGAUGCUGUAAGUCUGCAUUAUUGCUGCAAUUCCUGAUCAUGUGGCCUUCCUUCAUAUGCUUUCCAUUAACAUUUGUAGCAGCAGUUAGGGAAGGAAAAAAAAAAGUAAGCCUUAGAAAAGUUAUACUGAUCCUUUAUGUAAUUUUCUUUCUGUAUUUUUGUAAGAAUCUUCAAUGGUAUACAGUAGAAAAUACUGUAUAGACAGCUACUAAGUACAUGAUGCUCUCUGCAAGUGUGGUGAUGCUGGCUUUGUUUUAACAUGGUAUUGUCGGAUUCCCACCAUAAGCCUCUGAAGUAUUCUUUGUCUUAGGCAAUGGCUCAGCUUACUAAAUACUGCUGAAGUGGAUGGCAUGCAGAAAUGAGACAGUUGAACUUCCGCAAUUACACGAUAGGCAAACUGCUAACCUUUCUUUUUGUCCCGUAAUGAGGCAGACACUUUUCCUUGAGGACUGAAACUGUUUGCAAGGAUAUUUAAAAAAAACAGCAAGACAUUUUUGCAAGCAGUAACUGGGGAGGGUGAAGUGCAUGAAGCCUGCUCUACCCCAAAAGUAUUACAGUGGCUGGGUUUUCUUUGAUUUAAAGUAAGUGACAGUCUAGCUGGUUCUUUCUAGACUAUGAAUCAAAAGUAUAAUCCUGUUUAAAUAGAAUCUUGUGAAGACUGGCAUAGCGUUUUGACCUCUGAAAUUGUGUUUUAUGACAAGUUUGUAUCUGAGACUCUUAUCUUCACUUUAAAGUGAAGGUGUUAAGCUGGGGCAAGAAGAAAACUGACACUUUGGUAAUUGUAGCAGAUGUCAGUGAAGCACUAUUUACUAGGAAACUACUGAUCCAAGCAGCAGAUGGGAUUAUUCAAGAUAGGCUUGGAAGAGAGUCAACUUUUUUUUCUCUCCCCCACCCCCCAGAACCUAAUGAUUAAGCAAUCUCUGCUUCACGUUCCUGCAUCAACAAAGGUCCUGAAAGUGGUUGUCAGCAGUGAGUUUAGCUAUGAUCUAAACAUCUCUCACUUUUAUGCAGCUGUUGAUCCAACUGCAAAGCUUAAUAUUCCUGUAAGUGUACAAGUCAUCUUCAUUCUCCUGUGCUUGUGAGAGCGAGUGCCUUCCCCAUGAACUCUGUCUGCCACUGUGCAUCAGAUCAGCCAUCCGCUUUUGCCCCUAUGGGACCAGUAGGAGUAAAAAUGACUGUGGUUUUCAGCGAAGGUUAACAGGAGCGAUAGCAAUUCAGAUCUCUACUGUUCAUUUGAAAUCUCAUGCUAGAUUCCUUGAGAGUCUGGUAAAGCAAAGCUAGGUAUCACGGACUCUAGAAACGUUGUGGAUUGCCCAUAGGCAAACAAGUGCUCGUGAAGGCAGUUCUUUUCCAUUAAUCUAAUUUAAAAUAAAAGGAUGGGUCUAAAUCAAGAGUCUUGUUCAGAUAUGUGAACGUAAUGUUUUAAAACAGAUUUUUAUUAAUAAAAAUCAUUAUGAUUUAAAUAAAUAAAAAUUCAAUUUAUGCGCAGUA
Messenger RNA from Oxyura jamaicensis (ruddy duck), 4398 nucleotides. It is a transcript of the gene MEAK7, whose product is annotated as MTOR associated protein, eak-7 homolog. Gene Ontology annotation, biological process: TOR signaling. The transcript is spliced from 9 exons. The record is from RefSeq and is a predicted model, not a curated record. NCBI's taxonomy places the organism in Eukaryota, Metazoa, Chordata, Aves, Anseriformes, Anatidae. The coding region runs from base 166 to 1572 and encodes 468 amino acids.